AUGGUAUACAAACUCGAUAACUGGCAAGGUGGAGUAUCUGUGGGGGGAAGGAAAAUCAAUAAUCUAAUAUAUGCCGACGAUACACUAAUCAUAACAGCAAGUGUGGAAGAAAUGGAAUUUAUUAUGCAACGUCUCCAAGAAACUAGUACAGAAUUUGGGCUAAAACUUAAUCCUAACAAAACUACUGUCAUGAUUGUGGACCGACAAAACAACAACCAACCUCACGUGGGAAACAUAGCUGGAUUUAAGGUGGUUAAUAAAUACUUAUAUCUGGGAUCGCUAAUCGACAACAGCGGCUCAUGCGAAGGCGAAAUAAGACGUAGAAUUGCGCUGGCUAGAACAGCCGUAACUAAAUUAACUAAGAUAUGGAAAGAUACAGCCAUCACUAAGAACACCAAACUAAGACUGCUGAACUCGCUUGUUUUCCCGAUUGCUACGAAUGGGGCGGAAACAUGGACGCUGAAGAAAAGCGAUACCAGGUUUCAUAAAUCCCAUCCGUCGAGAAGCUUAGGUGAAGUUUCUGAACAGGAGAAACUGGCAAGCUACAUCAGGUAG
This is a messenger RNA of Sitophilus oryzae (rice weevil), 555 nucleotides long. RefSeq lists its product as uncharacterized. NCBI's taxonomy places the organism in Eukaryota, Metazoa, Arthropoda, Insecta, Coleoptera, Curculionidae. The record is from RefSeq and is a predicted model, not a curated record. The transcript has 2 exons. The coding region runs from base 1 to 555 and encodes 184 amino acids.